This is a messenger RNA of Symbiodinium sp. CCMP2592, 1464 nucleotides long. NCBI's taxonomy places the organism in Eukaryota, Dinophyceae, Suessiales, Symbiodiniaceae. The record is from the annotation of a GenBank genome assembly.
AUGGCUCUCCUGAUGAGGCCGACCAGCCCAUUCCUCACCAGACUUUGCGCGGGGCUGGUGACGUCGGCCAGCGCCGUUUGCACCGCCCACUGGCUCCUGUACCCUGCGGACCCGUUUUGCGUGCUGAGCCUCGGCCUGGGUGCCUUCGUCUACGUGGCGGUGGUAGGCACCUCGCACAGCGUUGCCUGGUACGGCCUUUUUGCGCCUACUGUGAUGUUCGGUCUCCUGGUCUUUCCAAGACUACCAGCUUGGUACGCAGCAUCGCUAGACCCGCCCCCGAAGGCAGACCACCGCCGGCGUCCGUUUCUCAGCGCAGAAUGGCAUUUGGCGUACGCGGACGUGCGGGAGGUGUUGAGGCCGCUCCUCGCAGCAGUGCAAGAUCGAGAAGAGUGUCAGAUCGUGGACCUCGGCUGUGGCACGAGCUCCUUCGGCAGUUGCUGCGACCAAUGGGCGCGCAACCAUCCUCCUCCCCGAAGGGUGGAGGAGGCCAUGGCACCAUCCUUGGAGUUUCCAAGAGCAGACGCCGACCUGCCAUCACCGAGAGCUUCCUGCAGCUUCUGUGCGGCCGGCCCGGAGAUGCUUGCCGCUCGCGUGGACUGGAGCGACUGGGCAGAGCUUAAUUCAAGCUACAUCAGGAGACCUCCUGCGCUGCCUGUAUUGAUCCGCAGCUCCUGUGCUUGUGGCGCGGCCGGAGAGGCUUCGGAUGAGGAAGAGGCUGACGAUCCAGCCCCGGUCAGGUCGAAGACACUCUCCGCAGAGGCCUGGGAGGCCCGCCCCUUCUCGCGGGACUCGACAGCUUCGACAUUGAGCACCGGAAAGUACAGGGACGAGUUCGGCGCCUGGCGCCCGCAAACUUGUUCUUCGCGGCCAAGUCUCCCGUCCACUGCUUCCGCAUCGAGCUCCGCCAGGAGGCCUUCGAGGAGCACAUGUUCCCGAAGUGAUUCCUUUCGGAGCUCAGCGACCCAGUCCUCUCACAAGCGACAGGAGGCGUCACGGUCCUUGGACCCGGACUGCUCCCAGUCCGGAGCGAACAGCCGUGAAUUGGCCCUGAACGACGUGAAGCUCGAAGAUGCGCGGCAGCGAGCUUCAAAGUCUUUAGAAGCUUUACAGGCAAAGCUCCGAGCAUCCCGGACGCCAGAGAUUCCUCGACAAGCAGAGGUUCUGGCUGCCGUGGCCGAGGACCAACCGGGGCAGAUCCAGGAACCGUUGGAGUCGGUAGUUCGAAUCCGACCUGCAUGGUCCGAAAAACAGAGAGGUGCCUACGGCGAGAGAGACGAGGGGACGGCUUCAACAGCUCUGCGGACAGCAGGUGCUGGAUACGAGCGCAUGCCUGCACCACAGGCUCCCUCGCGGCUGGCCGAAGCUUCUCAGGCUCGAGAAGUCGACCGGCAUGCGCGGCGAGCGUUAAGGCCGGAGCCGUCCACAUUCGGCCAGAGGUACUUCGAUCCUGCUGACGGCGUUUGA